AGCAAAAACACACUCUCAGGUUUUGUUUCGACUCUGAUCCUGAUCCAGUUUUUGUGUCAUGUAAUACAUCCAUGACUGUGCUUGAUGCCCUUAAUACAAGCGACACUUUCAGGGUGAAUAAGAAUGUAAAUGACAUGAAGAAAGAAAUAGUCAUCCUGAGAGCUGACGGAGCUGCUGUGAAGACAGAUUUCCCCUGCUGUCUUAUUGAAAAAGAUGAGAUCAUAACAAUAACCUUCAUCACAAAGAAAAAAAAGGCUUGUGCAAUGCAGGAGACACAAGAAAGACCUUUUUCUUCCGGGACGGACCUAGUCACAUUUUACAUUAAAACGACAGGAAAGGAGAAUAUGAUAUACACAAUGAAAAAUAAUGAACUGAGAAACACUGCUGAUUAUGUUUGUGUUUAUGCAUUCAAAGGAGAGGAGGUCGAAACUGCUCUUAAGCGUGAUGGACGAUUCACUGAUAAAACUUUCCAGAAACUCUGUGUCCUCUCCCUGGAGUCUAAGGGUAGAGCAAAGAGGGUUCAAUCAAGCUUCAGCUGCUGAUUCAGCACAAGAUGACCCAGGUCAGCAUCCCAUCUCCACUGAGCAAAAAACAAUUCAAGAGAGAGAGACAGAUUCUGCAGGUCCUUCAGCUAUAGGGCCAGCAACACAGAAUACUUCUGGAAUUUUUUCUAGUGAUUCUGGAAAUUCUUUCUCCAUUCACAUUGAGAACUUUCUCAAGUCUCUGUGUGAAGAUGUACUGAAAAAGCUAAAACGGCGAAAGAACCCCCAAGUUCAAAGGUUCAUCCAAAAAGAAUAUGACAAAGGUGUUCAAUGUUUCACUGAGGUGAACAAAGUGAGGCAGAUUAUGACACUCUCCGAUUCUGUGUGUUUGAUUAAAGUUGAGAAUUCUGCUAAAGGAACCGGCUUCUUAGUCUUUGACAGAUUCAUCCUCACUAAUGCUCAUGUAGUUAAGGACUGUGUUUAUUCCUCACCAGAGCAUCCUCACACAAUUAAACUUUCAAAGACUCUGACGGCUGUAUUUAAUUAUGAAGUUUCUGGAUCUGAUGCAAAAGUUCUGUCAAUAAAAGAUGACGUUGUUGCUUAUGGUUAUGAAACGAAUGACAGGCUCAGAUUCCAUGAUUUUGCUCUUCUUGAACUGGAAGCUGCACCUGAUGACUGUACUGAAUUGUUUGAACGCUAUAAGCAUGUCUCCCCUCCUAACCGUGGUGGGAUCUACAUUUUGGGACACCCAAAUGGUGAGGUUAAGAAGAUGGACCCUUGCUUCAUCAUUGGGAGUGAGAAGCAACCACAGAGUAUAAAUAAACACAUAUCUGAGAAUGUUUCCUGUCCAUAUGUAUCAUGGCACUGUUGGCCGUAUCUACAUCAGAACCGGAUUACCUAUGACUCUUGUUUCUAUCAUGGAUCUUCUGGCUCUCCAGUGUUUGAUGAACACUGCUGUCUGAUUGGUAUGCAUUCUGGUGGCUUUGAUUACGAAGAAGGUGAGAAAACUAGGAGUGUUAUAGAAUAUUCCUAUUCCAUGCCAUCCAUCAUAGAUGCUAUUGUCACACAAGUCAAGACAAGAAGUGACAUUUUAAAAUUGCUCUCUAAAUUUAAAUCUAUACAUGAACAUUUUGGCCUCAGGCCCCUAAAGGAUACAUGUGGAGCAAACAUGCCCGUAAAUGAAGAACAGCUGAGUGAGAAAGUUGAAGAAAUGGAAGUAGAUUAAUGAAACAGCGGGUCCUUGAGUCCUGAUUGAAGUCCCACACAUUUCUGUAACUAUCCGGGAAAUGUCUGAUAGAGAUUUGUCUAUUAUGGAUUUUUAUUUUCAUAUUUCAUUUAUUAUUCUAGAUUGAAGAUUGUUGAUUUUAAAUCAUUUAAAAUAAUGUUUCUUGAUGAGAAUAAAUCCAUA
Sinocyclocheilus rhinocerous is the source of this 1890-nucleotide messenger RNA. Its product is annotated as protein FAM111A-like. The transcript is spliced from 2 exons. Gene Ontology annotation, biological process: DNA replication. The record is from RefSeq and is a predicted model, not a curated record. Bases 391 to 1707 code for a protein of 438 amino acids. Gene Ontology annotation, cellular component: chromatin; nucleus. NCBI's taxonomy places the organism in Eukaryota, Metazoa, Chordata, Actinopteri, Cypriniformes, Cyprinidae.